GGUUUGUGCUGGCCGUGGGCAGCGCCGUCUUCGAUGCCAUGUUCAAUGGUGGGAUGGCCACGACUUCCACAGAGAUCGAGCUGCCCGACGUGGAGCCUGCUGCCUUCCUGGCUCUGCUGAAGUUUCUUUAUUCAGAUGAAGUUCAGAUCGGACCAGAGACUGUUAUGACGACCCUUUACACAGCUAAAAAGUACGCAGUGCCAGCCCUGGAAGCUCACUGUGUGGAGUUCCUGAAGAAGAACCUCCGAGCAGACAAUGCCUUCAUGCUGCUGACACAGGCGAGGCUGUUUGAUGAGCCUCAGCUGGCCAGCCUGUGCCUGGAGAACAUCGACAAGAACACAUCCGAUGCCAUCAACGCAGAGGGCUUCACUGACAUCGACCUUGACACGCUGGUGGCCGUGCUGGAGCGCGACACGCUGGGCAUCCGGGAGGUUCGUUUGUUCGGAGCCGUGGUUCGCUGGUCGGAGGCUGAGUGUCAGAGGCAGCAGCUGCAGGUGGUGCCUGAGAACAAGAGGAAGGUGCUGGGCAAAGCGCUGGCGCUCAUCCGCUUCCCACUGAUGACGAUUGAGGAGUUUGCAGCAGGGCCGGCCCAGUCGGGGAUCCUGACGGACCGGGAGGUGGUCAGCCUGUUCCUGCACUUCACCGUGAACCCCAAACCGCGCGUGGAGUUCAUCGACCGGCCGCGCUGCUGCCUGCGGGGGAAGGAGUGCAGCAUCAGCCGAUUCCAGCAGGUGGAGAGCCGCUGGGGGUACAGUGGGACUAGUGACAGGAUAAGGUUCUCAGUGAACAAACGCAUCUUCGUGGUUGGGUUUGGGUUGUACGGCUCCAUUCACGGCCCCACAGACUACCAGGUGAACAUCCAGAUCAUCCACACGGACAGUAACACGGUGCUGGGGCAGAACGACACGGGCUUCAGCUGCGACGGCUCCUCCAACACGUUCCGUGUGAUGUUCAAGGAGCCCGUGGAGGUUCUGCCCAACGUCAACUACACGGCGUGCGCUACUCUGAAGGGCCCCGAUUCUCACUACGGCACCAAAGGGCUGCGCAAGGUGAUUCACGAAUCGCCCACCAGCGGCGCCAAGACCUGCUUCACCUUCUGCUACGCGGCCGGGAACAACAACGGCACUUCGGUGGAGGACGGACAGAUCCCAGAGAUCAUCUUCUACACAUAGUGCCGCCGCGGGGCCACGGCGCUGCGCCGCGCCCGCCUUCGGCUCGGAGCCCGACGGAGCCCAGAAGCGCCGCACCGAACCCCACCGCCGCAGGGCUGCGGCCGCCCCUUCGUCCCCCACCCGCGGCCGUGCUGAGCGUCGGCGCUUCUCCGCCUGCAGGGAGCGCGGAGGUGAGCGGCGCCGCUGGGGGGGGCUGAGCGCCGCGGGACGGACGAUGGCGGUGGGGUCGGAGCGGAGCCGCGGAGCUCCGGUUCGGCGCUGCGGGGACGUCGCGGGAGCCCGCGGGGUGGGACGUUCCGCUGCGGUGAUGCCCGGCAGCCGCAGCGCGGGCCGCGCUCGUGUUCUCCACGCGGGGCGGCUCAGUACGGCCAGUACCGAAAAAAUGCAACGAAAACCACGGCGGAAACAGCGAGCCCGACGGCGUGCGGGGCUGCGGGGCCCGGCCUCAGCGCGGCCUCACGGCGCCUCUCCCCGCCGCCGCUCUGCGGUUUCUCUCCCCGUCGGCAGCCGUGAGCCGUUCGCAGGGAGAGGAGCCCCGCGUGGCUCAGCGCCGGGCGGCUGCUGUACGUACAGGAAUGGCGCUCGCUGUCGGACUUCGCCCCUUUCCAAAAGUGUGAGGCGCUGCACCGCGUCACCCCCGAGCGGAGCUGGGGCCGCCCCCCCCCCCCCCGGCGCCGCACUGAAUGUAUCCGCUGCUCUGUCCCGUGUUCGCGCUCUGCUUUGGGCCGCGGCGCUGCGAUUUGUACAUAGGAGAUGAAUAAAGACCUUCGGUUGUCUUUAGGCAGCUCCUGGCGAA
Lagopus muta (rock ptarmigan) is the source of this 1968-nucleotide messenger RNA. RefSeq names its product BTB domain containing 2 (gene BTBD2). Gene Ontology annotation, biological process: neurogenesis. NCBI's taxonomy places the organism in Eukaryota, Metazoa, Chordata, Aves, Galliformes, Phasianidae. The transcript has 8 exons. The record is from RefSeq and is a predicted model, not a curated record. Gene Ontology annotation, cellular component: P-body; cytosol. Gene Ontology annotation, molecular function: protein binding. Bases 39 to 1172 code for a protein of 377 amino acids.